AUGAUCAACAAUUUUAAGGCAAGGCUUUUUCACAGAGAUCAGUUCGACGUUAUGAAAUGCUUUCAGUGCAAUGAGGUUGGACAUAAGAUUAGUAGCUGUCCGAAAAAGAUCCCUUACAAGUGUCACAGAUGCGGGAAAAUGGGUCACAAUGCUAGGUUUUGCAAGGAUGCGCUCAAGCAUUCGGAUGAAAGCGACAUCAUCACUCAUACUGAGAAAGACAUGAUGUCUAUGACACCGGAUCAAACCUAUUUCAUCAAACAUCUGGAGAAAAGUACAUACAAAAAAAUGUCGCAAGAUAUCGUGGAUAAAGGCAGCAGAGAUAAUAAGAAAGAGUCUAAAUGGAGUCUUGGCAUCAGCGAUGAAAGCGAGAGUGAUACAGCAACCAGUUGUAAAGAAGAUACAGUAGAGGCAAGUGAUGAUGACGGGACAAUGGAAGAGGUCCCUGGCAGCAGCCAUGCUCCUGUAAAAAGUAAAGUCCAAAAGAGCAUAAUAAACUUCAUCACGACAGCUACGCCACAGAGAGUUAACGUAACUGGCGACACCAAAGAACCUGAAAAAGAAAAAUUCAACAAAGAGAAAAACGAACGUGAUCCGCAAGUAGCGAAUGUAAUGAAGUCACCAAGUCCCGGAGAGAAAAGAAAGAAAAAAAGAAAGAAAACGAGUAAGAG
Messenger RNA from Anneissia japonica, 668 nucleotides. RefSeq lists its product as uncharacterized. The transcript has a single exon. The annotation marks the transcript as partial. The record is from RefSeq and is a predicted model, not a curated record. Gene Ontology annotation, molecular function: zinc ion binding; nucleic acid binding. NCBI's taxonomy places the organism in Eukaryota, Metazoa, Echinodermata, Crinoidea, Comatulida, Comatulidae.